Messenger RNA from Penicillium taxi, 1683 nucleotides. Its product is annotated as putative serine peptidase, family S28. NCBI's taxonomy places the organism in Eukaryota, Fungi, Ascomycota, Eurotiomycetes, Eurotiales, Aspergillaceae. The transcript is spliced from 3 exons. Gene Ontology annotation, molecular function: serine-type exopeptidase activity; dipeptidyl-peptidase activity. Bases 1 to 1683 code for a protein of 560 amino acids. Gene Ontology annotation, biological process: proteolysis. The record is from RefSeq and is a predicted model, not a curated record.
AUGUAUUCCUCAUUCGUGGCUCGGGUAGGGCUGGUCCUGGCUGCGAUUUCGGCCACGACCAGUAUGGGCCUGUCGGUAACGCCGUUUCAUCAAGAUCUCAAGCUUUCGGCCCAGAUGGGAAUAAGUCCCGAUGUAAUGCUGAUUCAGAAGAAGUCAAUUCACGAGAUUGCUCAUGAAAGUGAUUCGGACAAUAUCAAUUCUGAAUAUGUCGAUGUUCCUGUUGAUCAUGGCAAUUCCUCCCUUGGCACCUAUCAGAAUCGAUACUGGGUAUCAGACAAAUAUUAUCAGCAAGGUGGACCAGUAUUCAUCUAUGAUGUUGGCGAAGCUAGUGCCGAAUCUUCGGCAAGAAUACAACUAGGCAAUGAUAGUUCGCUCUUAGCCAGCAUGCUGUUCGAGUUUGGUGCAAUGGGAAUCGUAUGGGAGCAUAGGUACUAUGGCGACUCUUUGCCAUUUCCAGUGACAAAUGAUACGCCCCCGGGGCAAUUUGAAUUCCUCAACAACAGGCAAGCUUUAGCCGAUAUCCCAUUCUUUGCAGAAACUUUCUCCCACCCAUCUUACAAGAAUGUCGAUUUGACUCCCUCGGCUACACCGUGGGUGAUGGUCGGAGGCUCUUACUCUGGUAUGCGAGCGGCCUUCACUCGACACGAGUAUCCCGAGACAAUUUUCGCUUCAUUUGCAUCAUCAGCACCAGUGGAAGCUCGCAUCGACAUGAGCAUCUAUUUCGAACAAGUUUAUGCGGCUAUGGUGUCAAAUGGUCGGUUCAACUGUACCCGAGACAUCAAGGCAGCAUACGAAUGGAUAGAUGGCGAGCUAGAAAAAAAUGAGUCCACAGCUGCUGAGGUGAAGAAGCUUUUCUUCGGCGAAGGAGCUGAAGUGAAUAGCAAUGGUGAUUUCACUGCAGCUUUGAGUGGAGUCUACGGCUUUUUCCAGGCAUAUGGCCUCGGUGGCGGGGAAGGUGGCCUAGGCGCUUUAUGCGAGCACAUGGAAACAGAUGAGAGCGGAGAAGUUGCUGGACCUCACGGAUUUGCGCCUUCUCAAGGUAAAGAAUAUGCCGCUAGACGCUUUGCGUCGUGGCCUGUCUUUGUGGAGUUGAUUAACGUUAACUACAAUACCAAUUGUGGCCAGUUGGAUCCAGACCAGCCGUUGGAGUGUGCUUUGAAUCCUAAGGCUACCGACCCUGAUACUAUCGCCUGGACUUGGCAAUUCUGCACUGAGUGGGGAUACUACCAGAGCAACAAUGUCGGUCCCCAUUCGCUUCUCUCUAGAUACCAGACACUCGAUUACAUUCAGUACACUUGCAACAGACAGUUUCCCGAAGCUGUUGAGGAGAAUAUCCUGCCCAAGCAAGCAGAGGUUGAUAAGACGAACUAUCAGACUGGUGGCUGGAAUAUUCGCCCAUCAAAUGUCUACUGGAGCGGUGGUCAAUUUGACCCGUGGCGAACCCUCUCCACUCUAGCUACAGAAAGCAUUGCACCACAAGACGUAACUUUCACCACUGAUAUCCCUAAGUGCAAUGUUGAGACGGGGGAGAAGAUAGUGUUCGGUUACAUCAUGGAAAAUGCAGAACACUGCUUCGAUUUCCGGAUGAACUUUGCGCCAGGUAAUACAUCACGUGGAAUCUUUCAUGAGGCUUUGACGGAGUGGCUUCCUUGUUUUAGUCCUAUCAAGGCCAUAACUGCUUAA